This is a messenger RNA of Manduca sexta (tobacco hornworm), 955 nucleotides long. It is a transcript of the gene bonsai, whose product is annotated as 28S ribosomal protein S15, mitochondrial. The record is from RefSeq and is a predicted model, not a curated record. The coding region runs from base 96 to 923 and encodes 275 amino acids. Gene Ontology annotation, molecular function: structural constituent of ribosome. Gene Ontology annotation, biological process: translation. Gene Ontology annotation, cellular component: ribosome. The transcript has 5 exons. NCBI's taxonomy places the organism in Eukaryota, Metazoa, Arthropoda, Insecta, Lepidoptera, Sphingidae.
UCAAUUUCAAUUUGACGUUCCAGUUUGACAUUUUGCUUUUAGGUUAUAUUCCAAUUGUUUUCCAUUUUCGUAAAUAAAAACCAUCGCAAAUUGCAAUGUUGCGGCGAUUUACCUCUUCUAUUAUACAGAGCCGCGGCAUCAAACACCAAGUUAAUAUAAAAUGGGUAAGACCCGAAUACAAACCGUCUUACGAUCCAGAGAAAUCAGGUGACCUGGAGGGAGUACCGCAGAUUUCUAAGUCCUCAUUAGGCCAGGAUUACGCUCUGAGUGAGGAAAUGAAAAAUGCCUCCGAAGCAGUUCAGAAGUUGUUCUCUGUAGCAUUCCUUGGGCAGAAAGAAUACCACACGUUAGUAAGGAAGGAACUCAUGGACCGUGUGAAGAGACACCAGUAUGAUGAGUGCACAGCUGAGACUAGGAUUGCCAGACUAACUGGACAAAUUCGCUAUCUUCAAGAAUAUAUGGAAAAGUAUCCACGGAAUAAUAAAAUGAAGAAAGUGGUCCAAGAAAUUAUCGAUAAAAGGAAAAAACUGCUAAAAUAUUUACGUCAAUACGACUACAAAAAAUUUGAGUGGCUACUGGAGAAACUGAAUAUUGAAUAUAAAGCGCAUCCUGAUUCUUACCACAAAUUGUCACGAAAGGAGUCUCUCCGUAAACUAACAGAGAUGCAUUGCGAAGAUAUUCGUAACAAGAAAUUGGCGGACUACAGGAAUCUUCUAGAAAGCCAGCAAGGACCGUUUUUAAAGCAGAAACUUGAGGCACUAAAGUUUAUUAGGAGUGAGCAAAUUGAACUCCAGAUACCAAUUAGUGUAACUGAACAAGAUAUUAAGAAAGUCGAAGAGCAGUUAGAAGAGUGGACCAUACGUGAGGGUAUUAAGCAAGAAGCCAAGAGGAAGAGAAGGAAUCUUAUUCUGAAUGUAGAUUAAAUAUUAUUGUAACUAAUAUAGUGUGGUAGAAA